CCGUAUAUUGAAGAAUAGGAAGAAAAGAAGGGGCGACUUUGCAAGGGGGCGACUUGACUGGUAUUCCGAGACGAGUGACGAACAAGAUGGGAAAUUACAGAUGAAAUCACCUGUUUUUUGCAGUUUAUAACGGCCCUCAUCAAAAAUGCGAGUAAUUUGCACCAAAUUAGGUGCACAUUUCACUUUAAAUUCUACACCUUAUUUCAGGAAUUCUUCAUUAAGGAUUAUAACUAGGGAUUACCACAUUGUUGCUGUGGAAGAGGCUAGAUCAUUCAUCCACAGAUGUAUGGUGGCAGUAGGCACACAAGAUUCGCAUGCCAAUGAUCUAGCAGAGGUGUUAGUGGCUGCUGAUCACCGCGGACAUUAUAGUCAUGGGAUGAACAGGCUAGAUAUGUAUGUAAAAGAUAUAAAAACUGGUACAACAGUCAGUGAUAAGAGUCCAGAGAUUUUGAAAGAAACAGCAGCAACUGCAUGGGUUGAAGGCAAUAAUCUUCUAGGACCAGUUGUUGGAAAGUUCUGUACAGAUAUCGCAAUAAAGAAAGCUAAGGAGGCUGGCAUUGGAUGGGUGGUUGCUAAAGGUAGCAACCACUAUAGCAUAGCCGGUUGGUAUGCACUCAAAGCAAUGCAAGAAGGCUUAAUUGGAUUGUCUUUUACUAACACCUCACCUCUAGUAACACCAACACGUGCUCAGAAGCCAGCAAUUGGAACAAAUCCGAUAGCAUGUGGUGCUCCUGCUACUGGCGAUGAUAGCUUUGUUCUUGAUAUGGCAACUUCGGCUGUGGCUGUAGGAAAGAUUGAGUUGAAUGACAGGAAGGGCCUUCCAAUACCAGAUGGAUGGGGAUCAGACUCCAGAGGAAAGGUAUCUAAUGAUGCAAAGGCUAUUUUGAAUGGAGGAGGCCUAAUGCCACUUGGGGGUACUGAGCUUUGCAGUGGUUACAAGGGUUAUGGAUUAGCAAUGAUGGUGGAGCUCUUUUGUGGAAUUCUGGGAGGUGCAAGUUAUGGUCCACAUAUUAGGAAAUGGAAAGAUACUGACAGAGUGGCAAAUCUGGGACAAUGUUUCGUAGCCAUCAACCCAGACGCCUUUGCUCCAGGAUUUCCCGACCGAAUGCAAUCAUUUUUAAGCGAUUAUCGCAAUGCCACCCCUGCUGAUAGUGAAAAGGAAGUGUUUGUAGCAGGUGACCCUGAAAGGAAGCACAUUGAAAAGGUAGCGAAAGAUGGAGGCUUGUCCUACCACAGAAAUCUGGUAGAUCACCUUAACACUCUAGCUACUGACUUGAAAGUUGAGCAGAUUAAAACAAAAUAAUCCAUUCAGACUAUUGAGACAAUAUUUUUUUACUUUUAUGCUGGUAUGCUUAUGUAUCCUUCAAAGGCUAAAUGUAUUAUUGUAGAUUAAUAAUCAUGAAAUCUUAAUUUAAUCCAGAUGGUUUUAGGGCCUUGUAAGAUUUUAAUUGGCGUGAAUAAUAUUUUAUUCAUAUUUACUUGAAAAUGGAAUAAAACAUAUUAACUGCCUGUAGAUGCCACAGUAUUAUGUAUUAUUGUAGAAUAAUAGUCCUGAAAUCAAAAUUUAAUCCAGAUAGUUUCAAGGCCUUGUAACAAAGAUUUUAAUUGUUGUGUAAUGAUACAUAAUAUACAGUAUGUUUACUUAAAAAUGGAAUAAAAUGUAUUAACUGCCUGUAGGUGCCACAGUGGAUGCAGAUUAGUUCUCAACCUUUAGGUCGGGGUUCAAUCCCUCCUUGUGAGUUUCAUUUGCGUCUUUAGCAGGAGUCUCCGGUUGUCCGGAGCUUCUGGGAGAUCUGGAUAAAAUAAUGAGCUUUCUUAACAUAUUUUAUUUUAUUUUGCUGCAUAUGGUCAUACCCAUCGGCACUGACUUCCAUGAGACAAUUGAUAAUAAAGUAGUAAAAACAUGCAAAUGUUAUGAAUUUGCAGGAGAUGGGUAAUCUUCCGGGAGAAUCUUGCUUGCUUGUGGGAGUCCGUCCCAAUAUUUAGGAGACUUGGGACCCCUGCACAAAAUGCAAUAUAAUGCAAUAUAUAUAUAUUCUAUAUAUAAUUUUGCUUACUGCAACAUUAUAUAUAGAAUUUUCCCCAGGGAGCUAGAGCUAAGGAUGUACUGUAUUCCAUGUGUAGCAUCCAGAAAUGAUGUGAAGAGCUUUGAAGCCUAGUUUGCAUGAAGGUAUUUUAAGUCAUUAAUUCUAAUACAUUGAAGCAAGUGGUACAACAAGAGUCCUGGAUUCUAACCAAAACAUCAGGGUUGUACAUUUGCCAUGCUCGUACCCUUCGGCAAGGCACUAUAUCUACAUUGUCUCUUCACCAUGGAGUAUGCUAUCAAUUGGUACCUGGGUUACACAUGUGUUGAUGCAUAUUUUUAUGAUAUGCUAUGGGUAUGUGUUCCAUCUGUUUUGCUGUGGUGUUAGGGUAAUACUUAUAUCUUAAGUCACAAAGGGU
Messenger RNA from Anneissia japonica, 2442 nucleotides. RefSeq lists its product as uncharacterized. NCBI's taxonomy places the organism in Eukaryota, Metazoa, Echinodermata, Crinoidea, Comatulida, Comatulidae. The record is from RefSeq and is a predicted model, not a curated record. Gene Ontology annotation, molecular function: oxidoreductase activity. The transcript is spliced from 12 exons. The coding region runs from base 146 to 1303 and encodes 385 amino acids.